Molecule: messenger RNA, 2743 nt
Organism: Rhincodon typus (whale shark)
Lineage: Eukaryota; Metazoa; Chordata; Chondrichthyes; Orectolobiformes; Rhincodontidae
Gene: fbxl22
Product: F-box and leucine-rich repeat protein 22
Exons: 2
Coding region: 30-806 (258 amino acids)
Molecular function (GO): protein binding
Source: RefSeq, a predicted model, not a curated record
UCCGAAUAGGCUACAUUCCUAAUCCAUAUAUGUCCAGGUUUGUGGCUGCAGCCUGUAAUGAUGCAGAAUUCCCGGACUCAAUCAUUGUAGUUCAAUUGUUCCAGUCUGGGUUCAAAACGUUCCUUUUGAUGCUGCUCACAGAAUUAAACCGAGAGUGCCUGCUUCACAUUUUCUCCUUCCUGGACAAGGAGAGCCGGAAAGGUCUGUCGAGAGUUUGUCAUGUGUUCCGUGAGAUCUAUCACGAUCCAGCUCUAUGGUCUCUACUGUGCUUCUGUUCUCCAUCAGAACUGAAGAGGGAUAACUUUGUUCUGAGCCCCGCGUUACGCUCGCUGUCAAUCUGCUGGCACUCCAGCCGGGUGAAAGUCUGUAACAUUGAGGACUGGAGGAAGAGCAGUUUCCAGCGAGACAUCUGCAGCCAGCACCAACAUCUUGUUACCAAUUUCUUAACUCGGAUAACUAACAGCUGUCCAAACCUGCUGUCAGUGAUACUUUCUGGAUGUGGGCACCUCACUGAUGGUGACAUUAUACAAAUCCUACAGAAAUGCUCCAAACUGAAUACCUUGAAACUGGAAAACUGUGCGAGGUUAACUGAUAAAACACUGGAGGCUGUGACUAUUUAUGGGAACAGUUUAACCUGCUUUCAUGUUGAUUUUUGUCGGAAUAUCACACAGGAGGGGAUUAACCUGGUCCAGAAGAAGUGUCCUUCUCUGUCCUUCAGUGCAGAGCAGAGUGCAAAGAUGAUUCCGGAUCAGCCAAACAGAUGUGAUGCCCUCGUGAGAAGAAUGAGAAAACAGUUUCAGUGGUAACAGGAAAUGGACAUUGCAGUCUGCUGGAAGGUAGGAGAACGCUUGGAAUCACAUAGGCACUGAUUCCUUGAUCGUAGGGAUACCAUCAGCUGAGAGGAGACCAGCCUGACAGUGAAGGAAAAAAGACUGAGACUCAUUCCCUUGCUCUUUCCAAUCUUGGAGUGAGUUUGAGAAAAAAGCCCAGUGGCAAUCCGCUUUUGCCACAUUGCAGUGGUCCCAGCAUAGGACGUGGUGCCGUGAACUCAGGACUGGGCGCAGUGCAGUAAGCCCAAGAUUGCGCAUGGUAUAGUGGGCUCAGGACUGGACAUGGUGCAAUGGGCCAGGGCUGGGUGCAGUGUAGUGGGUCCAGAGGUGGCUGCUGAGUUCCGGCAAUGCAUUUAUAUAGGACCUUUUAAUGGUGUAAAAAUUCCCAGGUUGCUUCACAAGCAUCAGUACAGUACAAUAACUUUGGGCAGAUAGGAGUCACUGUUCCUGGACUCAACUACAAACUCCUUUCCCAAAUCCUUUAUGGCCUCAGACGCUCUACAUCUCUGUAAUGUUCUUCAGACAAGGGAACUCUCCAAGCUAUUCACCAUCCUUCAGUAUCGCUGGGUAAAAUUCCUAGAAUUCCCUCCAUAACAGCAUAGUGGUUCUACCUAUAUUGCACGGACUGCAGUGAUUUAAGGUAGCUCACCACCAUCUCCUCAAGGUCAACUAGAGACGAGCAAUAAUUACUGCCCAGAUAGAUAUAACCUGUCUGUCAUUGAAUGAAUAAAUGUAAAAUUUCUCCAUGAAUUUAGCAUUCCUUUCAUUCUGGCCUCUUGUACAUUGCCCAUAUUCUUCAGUCCACCACUGGCUACUGUGUAAUCAGGAGUGUAAUCAUCUAAAAUUUUGACACAGAGCCACAGAGAAAUCCUGAUGACAGAUGAGAAAACUUUGGUGAUAAGUGCAGCUUUUAAAGAGAUUUUGAUAGGACGAGAGAGAGGUAAUGGUUGGGAGUGAACCUGAGAACAUAAGGCACAGUUGCUAGUGCUGUCAGGAAAGAAUUUUGGGAAUAUACAAGAAACAAAAAUUGGAAGAAUGCCAAAUUCUCAGAUUAUCUGGUCAUUUUAAUUAUGCUGUUUGUGGUAGCUUGCUGCUCACAAAUUGGCUGCUGAGUUUCCUACAUACCAACAGUAAGUGCACUUCAAAAAUAUAUCACUGGCUGUAAACAUACUGGGAUGUUUUGAGGAUGUGACAGGUACUAAAGAAAUGUAAAUCUUCUUUCAUCCGGGAAAUCUUGAAAGGUUUAAUGUGUUCAAGAAUGUUUAGAAUAAGGGGUGGACUGGUGAGUAAUUAAAACUCAAAUAUCAAUAAAUAAAAACAUUUCUUGUAUAAAUAAUAACCAACUGAAUUGUGACUAAUCUCAAUUGAUCAGAUGCAACUUUAAUUUUCAAAACUUGACGGUAGAAUUAAAUUUUGGCUCCUGGUGAGCUGGAGGCAUCAUACCUAGCCAUGCAGGAAGAAAGGGAUACUAUAUUGUUUUGUUUAAAACUAUAUGCUGUUGCUUAAACUUCCUUAAAAAUUGACAAUUUGUUGGACUGACAACAUGGACAACAUGACAACAGCUUUGUGUGUCAGCUUACUGGUAACAUCCAAAGAAUAAGCAGCUCCAGGCUGAGCUAAAUGCCUGCUUCUGAUCUCAAUAUAUAACAAAAAUAUAAGUCCCGAAAAUGAUGUGAGUCUUGCCUGCAAAGUGAACCACUUCUCAGCUGAUAACCGCUAUACCUUCAGCAACAAUUCAACCACAUCUGAAUGAGCUGCUAUGGAAGACAUUUAUGUGCACAGCCGUCCGAAGGAACUUCAACUGGACAUUGAUUUACAAGACAUGUGAAUUACUUCUGACAUCUAUGAUGCAAAAAAUUUGUAAUUUGUAACUUCUCUGCUUUCCAUUCACUUUUCUCUCUUUCUUGGAUGCA